Molecule: messenger RNA, 631 nt
Organism: Brassica oleracea var. oleracea
Lineage: Eukaryota; Viridiplantae; Streptophyta; Magnoliopsida; Brassicales; Brassicaceae
Product: nucleolar protein 58-like
Exons: 1
Coding region: 80-631 (183 amino acids)
Source: RefSeq, a predicted model, not a curated record
ACAGUUGUGUUAAGUCGGCUUAGAGAGAGAUUGCCCUAAUUUGUCUUCGAGCAGCGGGCGAUCUUCGAGCUUAGUUCCGAUGAAGACGGUGACGGGAAGAGUUACGAGGGAGAAACCGAUCGCUCUCUCAAAGGCGGCAACGCUUCUCUCAAGUUUCGUUUCCUCUGAGACAGAGGCCUCUCAAGACGUUGCCGCGUACCUCCGACGCGCCUCAGCUGCCUUCACUGAGCUAAAGAGCUUCCACAGGGAGAUUAGAUCUACCAAGGCAAAGGACGAGCACAAUCCGAGUGUCGAACUCGAGGAUAAGAAGAAGAGCAGAGAAGAAGAUGUUGCUGUGGUGAAGUUGGAAGAGGAGCAAGGGAAGAAAGAGAGAAAGAAGAAGAAAGGGGAAGAAGAUGUUGUUGACGAGAAGGUGGAUGUGAGGUUGGAAGAAGGGCAGAGGAACGAAGAGAGCAAGGAGAAGAAGCGCAAGAAGAACAGAGGUGAAGAAGAUGUUGUUGAGGAGAAUGUGAAUGAAGAGAGAAAGGAGAAGAAGAAGAAGAAGAAGAAGCGGAAGAGUGAUGAUGGAGAGAUUGGUUCUGAGGAGAGAAAGAGCAAGAAGAAGAGGAAAUCAAAGGAGAUUGAUGCUUGA